Molecule: messenger RNA, 1892 nt
Organism: Acipenser ruthenus (sterlet)
Lineage: Eukaryota; Metazoa; Chordata; Actinopteri; Acipenseriformes; Acipenseridae
Product: mediator of RNA polymerase II transcription subunit 19-B
Exons: 6
Coding region: 129-863 (244 amino acids)
Biological process (GO): positive regulation of transcription by RNA polymerase II
Cellular component (GO): mediator complex
Molecular function (GO): transcription coregulator activity; transcription factor binding
Source: RefSeq, a predicted model, not a curated record
CAUGCGUGGCAGCGCAGCGUCAUCACAACACACGCAAUGGCGGCUGCGUCGCUCUCCUGUGGCGGACAACAGAGGAGUGUAAUUUCGACAGCUUAAUUUAUAACGUUAUUUUGAAAAAAAACAAAAGUAUGAUUGAUAAUUUUUCGGCUCUGUUCGGGCAAAGCGAGCCGUCUGGUCCGCCCGGGUCGUCGGCUCUGGGGUUCGGUUCGGCCAAACCUCCCACCCAGGCCCCGAAUCAGGUGCCGUUGUUGUCGGUUCCGAUGCAGCAGCACGUCGGGGAAGAAGGACUGCGAAAAGCCGCGGCGAUGAACCAGCCUUUCUACCUGCUGAGAGAAAUGCCAGCGGGUAACGAGCUCACAGGAAACACAAACUUGAUCACUCAUUACAACCUGGAGCACGCUUACAAUAAGUUCUGUGGGAAGAAAGUGAAGGAAAAACUAAGCAACUUCCUGCCGGAAUUGCCAGGUAUGAUUGACAUGCCUGGCACUCAGGACACCAGCUCUCUGCGCUCCUUGAUUGAAAAGCCUCCCAUCUGUGGAAACACCUUCAACUCCCUGACCGGCACCCUGCUGACCGGCUUCAGACUCCACGCUGGACCACUCCCGGAGCAGUAUCGCUUGAUGCACAUCCAGCCCCCGAAGAAGAAAAACAAACACAAGCACAAGCACAGCCGCCCCCAGGACCCCGUGCCCCCCGAAACCCCUUCUGAUUCCGACCACAAAAAGAAAAAGAAGAAAAAGGACGACGAUCCCGACAGGAAAAAGAAAAAAAAAGAAAAAAAGAAAAAAAAGAAUCGUCACAGCCCCGAUCAUCUAGGCAUGACCAGCUCUCAGCCCAACAGCAGCAGCAGCAGUUUGAGAUGAAGUCUGAAACCGUUUUGAUUUCAUCACAAAAGGACGCCCGACGUCAAUCCCCCUCAAUGACCAUCUUUAAAAUCCAUUCUCUCACCUCUUAUUAACUUUAUUAACAUGAUCACUGCUCCCUCCCUUUAAAGGAGCGCUGACCAUCUUUAAAAUCCAUUCUCUCACCUCUUAUUAGCUUUAUUAACAUGAUCACCGGCCCCUCCCUUUAAAGGCGCGCUGACCAUCUUUAAAAUCCAUUCUCUCACCUCUUAUUAGCUUUAUUAACAUGAUCACCGGCCCCUCUCUUUUUAUCAAGCCUAUUUGGGGGUGGGUGGGGGGGGGGGGUCAUCUCUCUUUCAUUCCUCCCCGAGCUCUCGAUUUCUCAACUGGUCUAAUUAUUUGAUCAACUGGACAAAUUAAACCCUUCUCUCUUUCCAGGCCUCAAAGUGUUUCACAGGUCUCGAAUCAAGUGGCAAUUUUGUUUCCAGAGACUUUGAAAAACCAAAAAAUACUAAUUUGCUUUUUAUAAUUUGUUCUCGGCUCCUUAAAAAGUUGCAGGGUUCGAGUUGCUGAUAAAACGUUCACGGCCGACUCAAUCUGCAACCGUUUCGGAGCUGAAAACGAUAAAAAAACGUCUAAUUUUAAAAGCGGAUGAUCAGUUCAAUUCGGGGUCUGGUUCAGUAAAUCGAGAGCUCAGUUAGAAUAAGCACACACACACACGGGGGGUCGGGGAAGCACCACGCUGCAUCCUGGUCACUCCCGUCGGAGUGAGCUUGACCUACAGCGCAGCAGGAAGUGAUGCGGUUCCGGGAACGUUUCCUCUUCUCUAGGUUUUGUCUUUUGAAUCGGGCUGCUGGUUCUGCGCUGCAGUGUCAAAGACAGGACGGGUCGUUCGUACUUCAUCAGAAACGAGGACUUCAGUCUGACCUCAGACUUCUUACUGCGUGAAACACGACCAGCAGACCAGCGAGGGAACGACCGCUUCGGAGAGCUAGCGGGGUUGAAUUUUAAAAUAAAGUGUUUAAAUAAACAAACCUGCUUUCAAAGUGA